Molecule: messenger RNA, 1269 nt
Organism: Penicillium lagena
Lineage: Eukaryota; Fungi; Ascomycota; Eurotiomycetes; Eurotiales; Aspergillaceae
Exons: 1
Coding region: 1-1269 (422 amino acids)
Molecular function (GO): FAD binding
Source: RefSeq, a predicted model, not a curated record
AUGUCUCAACUCAAAAUCCUCAUCUGUGGCGCCGGCAUCACAGGAAACGCCCUUGCAUUCCAACUCUCCAAGCUCGGACACUCCAUUACUGUGAUUGAACGCUUUCCUGAUCUCCGGUCAUCAGGGCUCCAAGUCGACCUUCGCGGCCCCGGCCUUCAAGCCCUCCGACGGAUGGGUAUCGAGAAAGCCUUUCGCCCUCAUUUAGUUCCCGAGCAAGGCUUCGAGCUUGUUGAUCGAAAGGGCAAACAAUGGGGAUAUUUCCCGGUCAACAAGUCUGGCAAGGGAUUGCAGAGUCUUUCGACAGAUUUCGAGAUCAUGAGGGGUGAUCUAUGUCAGAUCCUCUAUGAUUCCACUAAGGAGCGGGCUGAGUACCGGUUCGGGAUGUUUGUGAAGGAAAUUUCUCAGGAUGAGAAAUACGCAGAAGUCCUUUUGUCUGAUGGUAGUCGCGAGCGGUUUGACCUCGUUGUUGGUGCGGAUGGCGCCGGCUCUCACACUCGGAAGAUGAUCCUUGACAAAGGGGAGGCAGAUCCAUUUCAUCCUCUCGGUGUAUGUGCGGGUUACUUUACUAUCAAACAGCCUGCUAAGCCCGGCGAGGGAUAUAAUGCCACUGGAUUCAUUGCACCGGGAAAACGUGGUAUCAUGACUCGUCGAAGUGAUCCUGACAAGUACCAAGCCUACAUGUUCUGUAAGCCCAAUGCAUCGGAACAUCUCAAGAACGCCAGGAAGGGCAACAUCCAAGACGAAAAGGAAGGGAUUGCAGAAGUUUUUCGCGAUGCUGGAUGGCGGACAGAAGAGAUCCUCAAGGGUCUGGCUGACUCCAAGGACUUCUAUUGUGAGCGCUUGGGCGUCGUCACCAUGGAUCAUUGGUCUCGGGGCCGUGUUGUGCUGGUGGGAGAUGCGGGUUACUGCCCAAGUGCUAUGACGGGCAUGGGCACAACCUGCGGCGUGACUGGUGCCUACAUCCUGGCUGGCGAGAUUGGGAAACAUUGUGACUCGGAUGGCUCCAUGGACAACAUCACGGCUGCUUUGACGCAAUAUGAAGGAAAAUUGCGUCCAUUCAUCAAUACCGUCCAAAGCGGAUUGGCGGAAACCAAGGGAGACUACUUUGGUAAACUUCCGUCGUCGAAGAUGGGGAUUCAGAUGAUCUAUAUUCUCUUCUGGGUUGCCUCAGCUCUGAGGCUAGAUGUUAUUGCAACGUGGUUUUUGCGCGAAGAUACCAAAGGUUGGAAACUUCCAGAGUAUAUGGAGACGGAUUGUGCUUCGGAGUAA